This is a messenger RNA of Phialemonium atrogriseum, 1004 nucleotides long. RefSeq lists its product as uncharacterized. Lineage: Eukaryota; Fungi; Ascomycota; Sordariomycetes; Cephalothecales; Cephalothecaceae. The record is from RefSeq and is a predicted model, not a curated record. The transcript has a single exon. Bases 330 to 749 code for a protein of 139 amino acids.
GCUUUGUGUUCCAGUCUGAACUUGACGGUCCAGAUCUGAUCUGCACUUGGCAACCCAUCAACUGUCAUUCCCAGGAUCUCGCCCGCGCAUCCUAAGACGUAUGUCGGACCAAGUACAAAACCGUCCGAUGCUGCUCUCCCCGACCGGUUCUGUUUCCUUCUUUUCUCUCACCACCCACUCGCUCAUUCCUGCCUUCAUUUCGCCUUUUUUUUCCGAGUUGAUCUCACUAUCGUUAUAAGUUCUGUGAACUUUAUUACAUUCCAUUCUCUUGCACGUAUUUAAACCGCCAGUCGGUCUUUUAACUCGGAAAACACAUUCCUUGAUUCAACAUGUACGCAAAGACUUUCCUCGUGGCCCUCCUCGCCGCUACCGUCUCGGCUGCCGCCGUCGACAUCAGCGCGCGCCAGAACAACAACAACAAGAACAACAACAACAAGGCCGGUGCCGCUGCCGGAGCCAACGCCGCCGCCGACUUCGGGCAAUGCAACCCGACGAUGGACUUCCAGCUCGGGCGGCCCGGCCGCAAGGCCGACGAGGGCACCUUCCUGCCCGUCGACCCGCUCGUGGCCAAGGGCCAGCAAGACGCGCUCAACCCGGCCAUCAUCGCCAACCGCAUCUGCGACCAGCUGACCAACGUCUGCGAGGCCAACCAGGCCGCCAAGGACCUCUGCACCGCCGCCCAGGGCAAUCUCGGCACCGCCAAGGACCAGUCCACCGCCGACGCCUUCAACGCCGCGCUCGGGUUCUAAGUUAAUUUACCCCUCUGUCGAGAUGGGUGCCCGCUGUCUGGAUUCGGCCGGGGCUGGUUGGGAGGAAGGAGUCUUCGGGAUGGGUUGUAACUAGCUAGGGGCAAGGAGCAUUCAUGGCAAUAUUCCACGGCGUUCAAACAGACUCGGGACCGGCGUUGUCCGGGUCGACGCUACAAGCCAUAUUAGACUUGAUAGAUGGAAGCCAUUGUGAACACACAAAAGCAACGUGAAUAAACAUCGGUAUGGAUAGAGAGG